AUCUGUCUUUGUCUUACCUAGGUUGACGAGAGUUUCCCCCAGACUAGCAACCCUGAAGGGGCAGAUCUUCUCUUAGCUACCCCAGGAAUGUGGCCGUGAGGUAGAACCCAACAGCUUUCGGAAGAAAAGAAGUCUUGGGCCAUGGCCCAAGUCAGCAUCAACAGUGACUACAGCGAGUGGGGCUCCAGCACUGAUGCUGGGGAGCGGGCCCGUUUGCUCCAAAGUCCCUGUGUGGAUGUGGUACCCAAGAGUGAGGGGGAGGCACCUCCUGGAGAUCCAGACAGCGGCACCACUUCUACUCUUGGAGCUGUCUUCAUCGUCGUCAAUGCCUGCCUGGGUGCAGGUCUGCUCAACUUCCCAGCAGCCUUCAGCACUGCUGGGGGCGUGGCAUCUGGCAUCGCCCUGCAGAUGGGCAUGCUGGUUUUCAUCAUUAGUGGCCUUGUCAUUCUGGCCUACUGCUCCCAGGCCAGCAAUGAGAGGACCUACCAGGAGGUGGUAUGGGCAGUAUGUGGCAAGCUGACCGGCGUGCUGUGUGAGGUAGCCAUCGCAGUCUACACCUUUGGAACCUGCAUCGCCUUUCUCAUCAUCAUUGGGGACCAGCAGGACAAAAUUGUAGCUGUGAUGGCAAAGGAGCCUGAAGGGGCCAGUGGCGGCCCCUGGUACACAGACCGCAAGUUCACUAUCAGCCUUACUGCCUUCCUCUUCAUCCUGCCCCUGUCCAUCCCCAGGGAGAUCGGCUUCCAGAAAUAUGCCAGCUUCCUGAGUGUUGUGGGUACCUGGUACGUCACCGCCAUUAUAAUCAUCAAGUACAUCUGGCCAGACAAAGAGACGCGCCCAGGGGACAUCUUGACCAGACCAGCUUCCUGGAUGGCCGUGUUCAAUGCCAUGCCCACCAUCUGCUUUGGAUUUCAGUGCCACGUGAGCAGCGUACCCGUCUUCAACAGCAUGCGGCAGCCGGAAGUGAAGACCUGGGGUGGAGUGGUGACAGCUGCCAUGGUCAUAGCACUGGCUGUUUACAUGGGCACAGGCAUCUGUGGCUUCUUGACUUUCGGAGCUGCAGUGGAUCCUGAUGUGCUCCGGUCCUACCCGUCCGAGGAUGUGGCUGUGGCCAUUGCCCGGGCCUUCAUCAUCCUGAGUGUGCUCACCUCCUACCCCAUCUUGCACUUCUGUGGGCGGGCUGUGGUGGAAGGCCUGUGGCUGCGCUACAAGGGGAUGCCAGUGGAGGAGGACGUGGGGCGGGAGCGGCGGCGGCGCAUCCUGCAGACACUGGUGUGGUUCCUGCUCACCCUGCUGCUGGCACUGUUCAUCCCUGACAUCGGCAAGGUCAUCUCAGUCAUCGGAGGCCUGGCAGCCUGCUUCAUCUUCAUCUUCCCAGGACUGUGCCUCAUUCAAGCCAAACUGUCAGAGAUGGAGGAGGUCAAAGCUGCCAGCUGGUGGGCACUGGUCAGUUACGGAGUCCUUCUGGUCACCCUGGGAGCCUUCAUCUUUGGCCAAACUACAGCCAAUGCCAUCUUUGUGGACCUCUUGGCAUGAACGCUGCCUCCCUGAAAACGUGACCAAGAGCCAUCUCUCAGAGCUUUGGAGCCACCCCAAAUCUACGUCCUGUUCCAGCUGGCGAGGUGACAAUCUGGACCCCUUUUUCCAGGAACAGUCAUGAGAUAAUCAGCCUCAAAUCGGUGGACAGCUCCCGCCCAGCUGCCUUUUUGGUCCCCAGCUCUGGCCUUGACAUGGAUGGUGGCUGGAGGUCCCACAUCACAGGAGAUCCCCCUUUUCCCAAGCAUCAAGUCUUUGGGACCUGUGACUGGAGAGGGUCAGUGAGUCUCAGAAGAGAGUCCAUUCUGACUUCCCACUGGGAAGAAACAAAAUGCAUAUGUGCAGGGCUGGUAUCCUCCACAGAGCAAGUGAGGGCUGUGCUCAGUAUCAGGGUUUAGUGCCUGCCCGUGUCUCUCAGAAGCCAAUGAUGGCUUCUCCUGGGACCUGGCAACUUCCAAAGGACGCUGACAUCAUUUAA
Acomys russatus (golden spiny mouse) is the source of this 2011-nucleotide messenger RNA. It is a transcript of the gene Slc38a7, whose product is annotated as solute carrier family 38 member 7. Gene Ontology annotation, molecular function: L-alanine transmembrane transporter activity; L-asparagine transmembrane transporter activity; L-histidine transmembrane transporter activity. The transcript has 10 exons. The record is from RefSeq and is a predicted model, not a curated record. Lineage: Eukaryota; Metazoa; Chordata; Mammalia; Rodentia; Muridae. Bases 142 to 1533 code for a protein of 463 amino acids. Gene Ontology annotation, biological process: amino acid transmembrane transport.